Messenger RNA from Staurois parvus, 405 nucleotides. The record is from the annotation of a GenBank genome assembly. Lineage: Eukaryota; Metazoa; Chordata; Amphibia; Anura; Ranidae.
GGUCAUGUGAUCAGCUGUGUCCAAUCACAGCUGAUCACUGAUCAUCAGGGCACUGAUCAUCAGUGUGGCCCCAGAAGUGCCACCUGUCAGUGCCCAUCAGUGCCACGUGCCAGUGCCCAUCAGUGCCACAUCAAUGCCACAUAUCAGUGCAUACCAGUGCACAUCAAUGCCACAUAUCAGUGCCCAUCUGAGCUGUCUUUUAAUGUCAUCCAUCAGUGCCAGUCAGUGCCACCUAUCAAUGCCAAUCAGUGCCACCUAUCAGUGCCAGUCAGUGUCACCUAUCAGUGCGCAUCAGUGCCGCUUAUCAGUGCCAGUCAGUGCCGCCUAUCAGUGCCGCCUAUCAGUGCCAUGUAUCAGUGUCAUGCAUCAGUGCUGCCUUUCAGUGCCCAUCAGUGAUGCCUGUCA